Messenger RNA from Ahaetulla prasina, 6669 nucleotides. It is a transcript of the gene SFSWAP, whose product is annotated as splicing factor SWAP. The transcript is spliced from 18 exons. Gene Ontology annotation, molecular function: RNA binding. Gene Ontology annotation, biological process: mRNA 5'-splice site recognition; RNA processing. Bases 3756 to 6386 code for a protein of 876 amino acids. Lineage: Eukaryota; Metazoa; Chordata; Lepidosauria; Squamata; Colubridae. The record is from RefSeq and is a predicted model, not a curated record.
GUCUGUUUUCCCUGUCUGAUUUCAGACAGGUUGGACUACAAUUCCCAUCCCCACCUGUCUUCGCAAUCUGAUUUCAGACAGCCUGGACUACAAUUCCCAUCCCCGUCUUUCUGAUUUCAGACAGGCUGGACUACAAUUCCCAUCCCCGUCUGUUUUCCCUGUCUGAUUUCAAGACAGGUUGGACUACAUUUCCCAUCCCCGUCUCUCUGAUUUCAGACAGGCUGGACGACUAUUUCUAUCCCAGUCUGUUUUCCCUGUCUGAUUUUCAAGACAGGCUGGACUACAGUUCCCAUCCCCAUCUGUCUUCGCUGUCUGAUUUCAGACAGCCUGAACUGCAACUCCCAUUCCUAUCCAGCAUCCCUGGCUGUUUUCACACAGACUGGACUACAUCUCCCAUCCUUGCCAUUUGUGGUUUUGGGUUAUGCUGGAUUACAAUCCCCGUCCAGCAUCCCUGCUUCCGGAUACUCUACGCUAAAUAUCUCCAUUUAGUUGUGCAAGGCUAUAAAUUUCAUAAUCUAUAGAUAACAUAUUAAAUACCUGUGAUGUGCUGAAUUACGACUCCCAUCAUCCAUUUCUCUCCCCCCCCCCAUCUCUACGUGCUGGACUACAACUCCCACUGGCCCUCUAUUCAGGUUAGAGAUGGCUGCCAUGGCCGUAUAAUUCCAGUAAAAUUGAAAAUCAAUAAAAUGCAAAAAAAAAAUGUUGCUUCCAUUUAGCUGUUAGUCUGUUGUAGAACGAAUUCCCAAUAUUACCAGUAAAAAACUUUUGUGUAUUAGGUUGUUGUAACCACAUAAAAUUGGACAGUGUGUUUGUUUUUGUGUAAACAAUCUAAUUAUUUAAUCCCGGCUGUUGGAAAAGCUGUACUUGAAGUUACUGCGAGUUCUUGGUGAAUAACAAAUCUUGCCGUCACUUGGUUGUAAUACCAGGGCAUAAACAUAAUGUAGUGUAAUUUUUAAAACACUUAUUAGUGGAAGUGCUGAGUCACCUUUCAACUUUUUUCUUUAAAACAUACCUGCAAAUACAGCUUCUGAGUAGCUUUCAGAAAUCAUGUAUUGGAUUAAUUACCUAUGAUAGUUUGUUUAUGACAGAUUCCUGGAUAAAGAUGUCUCCCCAUUAAGCUGCUGUUUUUUUGGGGUGCAGAUGUAGAAAGUUUGAUUUGCUAAAAGUAGCUUUCAAAGGAACAACAAUUAUUUAUAAAACGUGUGGUUUUAAUACUGACACCGCCCACUAAAACAAAUCCUUCACAUAUUUGAAUGGUUUUAGACCAUGAAAUCUACCUACCUUUAAAGUGAUGCUGGCUUGGUUUUUGAUGGAAGAGACCAGCAUGGCUGCUCCUCUGAAGUUGGGUGUGAUAGGGCUCCUAUAAUAGCUAUUUAAAAAAAAAAAAAAGAUUAAGAGCUUCCCUUGAAUUCUGCCUGUUGAGCUAGUCAAGGCACAGCACAUCUUUAUAAAAAGCCUACAAAAUUUGUAAAGUUUCCUUUAGAUUCCAGCAAAGCCAGCUUUGGAAAUCUAGAAAGCUCCAAGGUUUAUCUAAUCUAGAUAAAAUCUAGAAAGUUUUGUCUUCGGGCUGUAUCUGCUCUAGAUAAAUCUAGAGGUCCCUUCCUCACCUCCCCAUGUUCUCUUCCUCCUUGGCAGAGGAUUGUUGUGUUAUUUACAUUCCCUCCACCUUGAAGGAGUGGAUCCUAUAUAAACUGGGGUAAGAAUACCCUCUUUUCAAACCAAAGUCUUUAAUGACUCCUGUUACGAAUGGAAGGAAAACUUAUUUGCAUCUCUGAAUGCUUAUCUUAGCAAAAACAUAUUCUCAAUGGCAGUAGAGUUAACCUCACGGUCUGUUAUGCCGUAUGACUUUUUGCCCAGGCCAUAUUUUUUUCUGCCUGAGUUUCCAAUAAGUGAUGUAAAGCUACAGUCCAAGGUUAAUGGCUUGUAGAAGAGGUUCUUGCAUUCUCAUCCUUCCCUACUACAAUUAAUUGAUGAAUCUUUGUUUUGCUGCGGUCCCCCCCCCCCUCUUCAGAGCAGCAUAGUAGCAAUCUUUGUAAUAGUCCUGUAGAGAAGGUUAAACUGAGGUUUAGUGACUUGACUGUUUUAAAAUCCUCCAGGGAAUUUCACAUUUGACAAAGUAGAACCUUGGUUUCCGAAUUCCUAAUAUUCUAAUUCACUUAGGGCAGUAAUGCCGCUUUUAGCGUGAUGGAAGUUGUUGCGUGUAUUGGCUACACUUGUACGGCUUCUGGCAAAAAACCUUGGUUUUCAUUGAUUUGUAGAUAGAGGUUCCAGCUGUUUAGUUUAAUAGUAUUUGUAGCUUCAUGGAAACUCGUUUUAUUACCACAAAAUGGUACAGAAUUUAGAUAAUGGUUCCUGUAACGCUGUUACGCUUGGGGACUCCUGCUAUUUAAAGCUAAAACUGACAGGUGGAUUCUUUGUCUGGUUGUAAUCUCAUUGUUUUGGAAGAUCAAAGCGUUUCUAUUGGCAUUUUAGUGAAAAAAUGGAUAGCCAAAGGGACCGAAAUGGCAUUGUUGUUAGCACAAUUCCCCUAGUGUAAAGCAAAGAGAGUCUGAAGGCUUUGGUUUGAAAAGGGUGUGUGGCAUAUUGUAAGAGCUUGCUCCUUCCUUUUUUUUUUUGCUUUACACAAUCUUCGUAAGUUUACAAGGUCCCAAUUCCCAAACCAAGUCCUACUGGUAACAAUACGAAACUCGUUAAUGAUGAUUUUUGGCGAAACCUUAAAAUUAAUUUUCUUUAAACAUUCAGAACAAAAACGUACUGUUGGUAACACCAUGGCAUAUGUCUUGUAUGACGUUACGUGGCAAUAUUUUGUUACUUCCCAGAAUCAAACUAAAAUGUAAAUUAAACAUGGAUUUGAUAAUUCAGCUUCAUGGUCAUCAGUCAAAACAAUGGCAUAUAUCGCCCAAAGCUCUUUCACAGUUUCUGAUAGGGCAAGUUACCUGAAAACUGUAAAAUGGUAGGAGCAAGCUAUGGAUAUGCUCAUGAUCUUUUAUUAUUUUACAUUUGUAAAUUAAGGAGGUUUGAUAGAUUUAGUCACUAGAAAACUGACUCUAAAUUAUUGAUUGAUAAUCUUUCAGAGCGGUUGUUUUGGGUUUUUUACCGUGCUCUCUCUGGAAUUGUUUGUUUUUGAGGAAGCAAUAAUGGCAUUGAGACGAUUACAUCUUAGAAGAAAGUUGCCUUUUUAUUCACGUCUGUUUUUUUUUUUAAAAAAUAAAGUCUCCUACAUUAUAUUUUCAUCUUUUAACCAAACUUCAUAUUCCACAUUCACUCUCAGAAUGAUGGAAUGGACUCGGCUGCUCCCUUCUGCUCAUAUUUUCCCAGCCACAAAGAAAAUCGUUUUAAGUCUCAGCCUAAUCCUCUUUUAAUUACCGGCCUUGCACAGAUUAUGCAAAAAAAUAAAUAAUUAGCCCAAAGAAAUACUUAAGCAGCUUACAAACACAGACAAUUAAAAAAAAAAGUGACCAAAUGAAAUAAACACCUAAGGUAAAACGAUGGAUAUCUAGUUCAGGGGAUCAGCGAGCGUUUCCUGCAAAGAACCUCCUUAAAUUGCACCAAUGUUGCUGUUCCUAUGUAUGUGUGUCUCUCUAUCACAUAACCCAGGACUUCUUUCCUCAGCCGCAUAGCUAGGGGCCGAGCCUAGCCAUGAUUUUACCUCCAAUGGAUCCAGGUUUCUUUGAUGAAGAUUUCUCCUGAGAAUGCAAGACUAGCAGAAAGAAGCGAGGAAUUGCCCACCGUUUGGUUCUUACGGAUAGGUAUUUAUGUACUUGGGUUUGUGUAAAUAUAUGAUGGGCGUGGCCACUUGCACGACCUUUCCGAAUACGACGCCGAAUAUUCCACCUGGAACAGAGAUUACCAAUUGUCCGAAGAGGAAGCUCGAAUCGAAGCUCUCUGUGACGAAGAGAGAGGAAGAAUAUAAGAGGCUGAGCGAAGCUUUGGCUGAGGAUGGAUCCUAUAAUGCAGUGGGAUUUACCUACAGUAGUGAUUAUUACGAUCCCUCAGAACCCACUGAGGAAGAAGAACAGCCGUUCAAGGCCAAAGUGGCUGUAACUAAGGCAGAAACCGUAGAAGAAAACGAAGAGCCAUUUAUCGCCCCUUUGGGAUUGAAUGUACCUUCCGAUGUGGAACUGCCCCCCACUGCCAAAAUGCACGCCAUCAUCGAACGGACAGCAAAUUUCGUCUGCAAGCAGGGAGUCCAGUUUGAGAUUAUGUUGAAAGCAAAACAGGCUCGGAACUCCCAGUUUGAUUUCCUGCGGUUUGAUCACUACCUCAAUCCUUACUACAAAUUUAUUCAGAAAGCCAUGAAGGAAGGGCGCUACGCUACUUCUUCGGAGAAGAAGAAAGAGGAGGAAAAAAAUGCAAUGGAAGAUGGCGAUGAAGAUGAUGAUGACGACGACGACGACAAUGAAGGCAAUUACCUGCAUCCCAGCCUUUUCGCUUCUAAGAAACGGAGCAGGCUAGAAGAGCUGAUGAAGCCGCUGAAGGUGGUGGACCCCGAUCACCCGUUGGCAGCCCUUGUUCGCAAAGCUCAAGCCGAAAACGCCACUGCGUCUCAGGCGGGCGAAGGAACCACCGCUCCGUCAUCCCAAGUGGAAUAUUCUUCCGAUCCAACAAUGGCAGCCAUGUACUACAGCUAUUACAUGCUGCCCGAUGGAACCUACUGCCUUGCCCCACCGCCUCCGGGGAUUGACAUGGCGACUUACUACAGCGCCUUGCCAGCGGGUGUGACAGUGUCGAGCACUACCGGCGUAGCCACGAUCACAGCACCUCCGCCUCCCGGCACAACACCACCACCAUCGUCUUCAGAAGCCAGUGAAGACACGAGUGGUGCCUUACCUGGCACAAGCACUUCAGCAAGCUCAAUUCCUCCAGUGGUUGCCGUCAUUCCUCCACCUCCAGAUAUCCAACCUGUAAUUGACAAGCUAGCCGAGUAUGUUGCAAGAAAUGGGAUUAAAUUUGAGACCAGCGUUCGUGCCAAGAAUGAUCCGAGAUUUGAAUUUCUGCAGCCUUGGCAUCAGUACAACGCCUACUACGAAUUUAAGAAACAGUUCUUCCUUCAGAAAGAGGCCAGUGACAGCUCAAAGCAGGUCACCUCUUUGUCAGAGGACAUUUCUACCGAUGUGCCCAGCGCGGCACCUGGAGAGACCCAGUUUGCUCCUGAGCAGACUCCUGAAGAUGCCGAUUCAGCUGCUGAAGGAAAUAAUGCAAAGGACCCAGCUGCCAUCAAAAUUAGCAAUGAUGGCAAACUGAUAAAAGUGUCAUUUGCACCCAUCAGCUUUGCAAUCCGGGCCAAAGAAAACGACAUGCUCCCUUUGGAAAAGAACCGGGUGAAGCUGGACGACGAUAGUGACGAGGAGGAGGAGGAAGGCAAAGAGGGCCAGGAGAAUGCCAGUAGCACCUCCAACAGCGCUGCCCUCCUUGCCCCCUCCAGCAGUGCCCCGGAAGAGAAAAAGCCCCAGCUGACCCAGGAAGAGCUGGAAGCCAAGCAAGCAAAACAGAAAUUAGAAGACCGGUUGGCAGCUGCAGCAAGAGAGAAACUAGCCCAGGCUUCCAAAGAAUCGAAAGAGAAACAGCUUCAAGCAGAACGAAAGAGAAAAGCCGCCCUCUUUUUGCAGAACCUGAAGAAUCCACUGUCAGACAUGGAAGUUGAAAAAAUGGAGGAAAGUGCCUUUAACAUGGAGACGGUCAGUAAUAUCCCCUGCUCUCUCUUGACCGGCAUCCGGACAUUACCAGUCCUAGAAGCCAAGGUGCCCGAAAGGCCUACAAGCAAAUGCAGAGAUCUCCCCAGAGAAGAAGAGAAAGAGAAGAAGAAGAAGAAACACAAGAAACGAUCCCGAUCACGGUCCCAGACCCCUCCUUCGAAAUACCACUCCUCCUCUUCCUCCAAAGCCAAAUCGCGAUCCCAUUCGAAAGCAAAGCAUUCGCUUCCCACGGCCUACAGAACCGUCCGGCAUUCCAGGUCUCGCUCAAGAUCGCCGAGAAGACGGGCGCACACCCCCGAAAGGCAUCGAGAAGAGAGGAGCGUCCCGACUGCCUAUCGUGUGAGCAACAGCCCAGGCAUCAGCAGAAGACGCACCCGUUCCAGAAGCCCACACGAAAAGAAGAAGAGGCGGUCUCACUCCCACAUCAAGUCCAAAGCGAGGUCCCACUCACCUUCCGUCUCGCCGGGAAAACAACCCACACAUAAGAAUUCCAGUCACUCAGCCAGCAUCUCUCCCGUGGAGAGUCGAGGAUCCAGCCAAGAGCGUUCUGGGGGAGUGCCUUUGGAAAAAGAGGGCCAGAUCUCUUCUGCGAUUGUGUCGUCUGUUCAGAGUAAAAUCACUCAGGAUCUUAUGGCCAAGGUGAGGGCGAUGCUUGCAGCCUCUAAAAAUAUUUCAACCAGUGCCUCUUGAGACCGAAAGAUGGAAGCUCUAGAAGGAACAGAAAGUCCUUGUUAACUGCAGGAAAGAGAGUCUUCUUGCAACGUUGCUGAGUUGCAAAACUUCCUUGGCCGAAAAAACAGCCACGGGAAAGGGAGCCUUGUAAAUUAUGUUCUGAUUGGUUUCUCAGUUAGAAUUUUACAACAAAGAGGUGCCUGUAUAUUUGUAAAUACGACAUUCCGGCGAGUGUUACACAAAUAAAAAUGCAGAGAAAUCCUUUUUAUUAGCUAAAGGCUUUCUGGAGAUUGGUUGGUUA